Molecule: messenger RNA, 562 nt
Organism: Andrographis paniculata
Lineage: Eukaryota; Viridiplantae; Streptophyta; Magnoliopsida; Lamiales; Acanthaceae
Product: thionin-like protein 2
Exons: 2
Coding region: 42-452 (136 amino acids)
Source: RefSeq, a predicted model, not a curated record
UGUAAGUAAGUGUUGCUUUGAGAUAGAUUUCUAUCUUAUCUAUGGGGAGAUUAAGGUUUUUAGUAUUAUCAAUAUCAUUAUCAUUAAUGAUUAAUGCAGUGGUGGGUACUACUGAUGAACAGUCAUCGUCAUCCUUCAAAGACUGCUACACAAAGUGUUUCAUUUUCUGCAUGAUCGAGCCCUCUCAGACCCUCUGUUCUUGCACCACCCACUGCCUAAAAGAUUGCAUUUUUGGAUCUGGAUCUGGAUCAGGAUCAAUCCCCAAUUCUGAUAAUGAUCAUCAACACAACCUGCAGCUAGGCAAAUUCUGCAAACUCGGCUGUGCCUUUUCCAUCUGCUCUGCUUUCACCACCAAACACAACCCCGACGGAGAUCGAGUCGCUAGCUGCGUCGGAUCAUGCUCGAAUAGGUGCGCAGCCGGUUAUCACCCAUCACUAUCGGAGUUGCCGUAGAACAACUUAAUUGUUUUAAAUUCUAAGGAUGUUCUUUGAUCCGGAAGUUGUUCUACUAUUUCACAACUACUUAUUUUAUUAGUAUGGAUUCAAACCCCCAAUGCCUCCAG